AUAUACCACCCCCAACCCUUUCUUAUUCAUUUAUUCUUCUUCUCUUUGCUCUCACAAUGGCCAAAACACUCUUCCUCUUUUUCUUCAUGUUACUGGCUACCUCCGCUCUCUCUCUAUCUCCGUCAGCCUCCCCCGCCGCCACCCCCAAAUCCUCUCCGUCUCCGCCACAGGCUGCCUCCCCCAAAGCCUCUCCUCCAACUACUUCUUCCGCUCCACCACCCACCACCCCUCCUCCACCCGCUCCCGCCCCCGUUUCGAAAACCGCUCCGGCCUCUUCUCCGCCGUCCCCCACCCCCUCCUCCGGCCCCACCGCCUCCUCUCCCUCCUCCGACUCCCCCACCGGUUCUCCCCCCGCCCCCGUCUCUCCCUCCGACUCCCCCCUCCCCUCCGGCCCCGCCGUCGUCAGCGACGGACCCGCCGACUCCCCCGCCGUCAGCCCCAGCAGCCACGCCCACCUCUGCAGAGUCUCCGCCUCCGAAUCUGUCGCCGCCGUCGCCUUCGCCGCUGCGGUCGCCUUGAUGAUGUAGAUCCGGUAGUUGUGUAUGGGUUAGGGUUUUAUUUUAUGAUUAUUGUUAUUUAGUAGUAUAAAUAUUGAGCACGAGACUUUCUUUAGAGACACUGAACAUUUUGUUUUUAUUAUUUAUUAUUCUCAUUAGUGAGUGGUGGGAAAUCAUGUUCAUAGUGCCUUCUCGGAGAUCAUGUCCUUUAGGGUUUCAUUUCGAUAGCUUCACUCUCUCAGACUCAGACUACCAUUAUUAAUAUUAUUACUAUCAUCAUUAUUUAUUUAUCGAUCU
Messenger RNA from Glycine soja, 794 nucleotides. Its product is annotated as pectinesterase inhibitor 10-like. Bases 57 to 527 code for a protein of 156 amino acids. The transcript has a single exon. The record is from RefSeq and is a predicted model, not a curated record. Lineage: Eukaryota; Viridiplantae; Streptophyta; Magnoliopsida; Fabales; Fabaceae.